Dermacentor silvarum is the source of this 944-nucleotide messenger RNA. RefSeq lists its product as uncharacterized. The record is from RefSeq and is a predicted model, not a curated record. Lineage: Eukaryota; Metazoa; Arthropoda; Arachnida; Ixodida; Ixodidae. The transcript has 9 exons. Bases 31 to 870 code for a protein of 279 amino acids.
CUUACAUUCGCGCGAAUAGCUUUUGUCGAGAUGCCCAAGCUGAACGGGAAAGUAGCCCUCAUUUCUGGCGCAUCUUCGGGAAUCGGUGAAGGGACUGCUCUUCACUUCGCCUCGCUGGGUUGCUGGCUUUCCCUAACAGCGAGGAACCUGCUCGCUCUGGACGAGGUAGCAGAGCGAUGCAGUGCCAAAGGGAUUCCCAAGGAGAAGGUUUUGAUCAUACAAGGUGAUAUACGCUCGGCGGAUGACAUCGCAAAAAUUGUGAAAAAAACAGUGGAAUACUUCGGCAGGAUUGAUAUUGUGGUCAAUAACGCCGGAAUUUGCAGCAUUGCUGCUCUGGGAGAAAUCAGUCUGGAUGAUUUCGACGACGUGAUUCGCACGAACCUACGCUCCGCCUUCAACAUGGCACAGGAGGCCCUUCCACACCUGAAGAAAACGAGAGGAAGCAUCGUUAACGUCUCCAGCCUGGGCUCCUUGAUAACCCUAAAACGUCUUGCAUCAUACUCAAUUAGCAAAGUUGGAUUGGAUCAGCUGACUCGAUCAUCUGCGUUAGAGUUCGCCCAAUAUGGGAUUCGAGUUAACUCAGUCAAUCCAGGCAUAACUGACACCAAGAUGGCGUUCGGACACAUCAACAAUGCCGAGAAAAAAGAAAAGAUGCUGUCGGAGGCAGGCGCUGAGAUACCUCUCGGCCGGGUUGGAACCGUCGAUGACGUGGCCCGCGCUAUCGCAUUUCUGGCCUCGGACGAAGCCUCAUUCAUCACUGGACACGUGUUGCCUGUCGACGGUGGCUGUGUCCUGAGCGGCAUGCCACAUGUGUCUGGGCUCCGUCCUCCGUCCGCUAGUCCUGCCCAGAGCAGUGUCACUGUUGGAUAGUUAUAUGAGCUGGCCGUUUAUUUUCAGCCAAAUAUUGACUGCCGCAAAGCUGAAAAAUAAACAUUAUUCAAAUA